CCCCUUUGGUCGCUAAAUGGUUAAGUGAUCGUUGAUCCGUAUGACUUGUUUCUCGUUUUGCAAGGCAUUCUGGGAAUUGUAGUAAAUACUUUCAUUUUAUUGUGGAACCGGGUAGAGCGGCGUCUUCAAGUUCCAUCGUGCCUUGCGGUGCGUUACAGUCGUAAAGAUUGAUGGAGUUGUAGUCUGUCUGAGCCGGGAUGUGAUUGGUGGAGUUUUCUGUGGAACUCACUGUGGACUCUGAUUCCCAGGGAGCCGCGCGGUGCGGCCUGGAGCCUGGGGCUGAGUGUGUGUGGCGGCCGCGGGGAGGGGAGCCGCCAAGCCCGGCACCAUUCAUCGCUUGUACGCCUUGCUCCUCAGCAUGAGCGGCACCAAUCGGCCCCGGACCGAGGCCUUCGGCGACCAAGGCCAGGCUGGGGCUGCCAAGGUGCCCGUGUCUGCGGGAGCUGCGGGCGGCGGACCGUCUGUGCCUGGGGGCUUCAGCGCUAUCAAACUAGGCAGAGACAAUGGCAAAGUGACAACUGUAGUGGCCACCCCUGGUCAGGGACCAGACCGUCCACAAGAAGUGUCAUACACUGAUGUCAAGGUUAUUGGAAACGGGUCCUUUGGAGUGGUAUACCAGGCACGACUAGUAGACUGCGGUGAGAUGGUAGCCAUUAAAAAAGUCUUACAGGACAAAAGGUUUAAGAACCGAGAACUCCAGAUCAUGCGAAGAUUGGACCAUUGUAAUAUUGUGCGCCUACGAUACUUUUUUUACUCAAGCGGAGAGAAGAAAGACGAGGUGUACCUGAAUUUGGUCCUGGAUUUUGUUCCUGAGACUGUAUAUCGUGUAGCCCGGCACUUUGCAAAAGCCAAAUCAACACUGCCGUCCAUCUAUGUGAAGGUAUACAUGUACCAGUUAUUUCGCAGUUUGGCAUACAUACAUUCUCAGGGUGUCUGUCACCGAGACAUCAAGCCGCAGAACCUGCUAGUGGACCCAGACACUGCAGUACUUAAACUUUGUGACUUCGGCAGUGCAAAGCAACUGGUUCGAGGGGAACCUAAUGUAUCCUAUAUAUGCUCACGGUAUUACAGAGCUCCUGAGUUGAUUUUCGGUGCCACAGAUUACACCGCAAACAUUGAUAUAUGGUCAGCUGGGUGUGUCCUUGCAGAGCUUCUCCUGGGGCAGCCCAUCUUCCCUGGAGACAGUGGAGUGGACCAGCUGGUGGAAAUUAUAAAGGUUUUGGGAACUCCCACUCGGGAACAAAUCAGAGAGAUGAACCCAAAUUACACAGAAUUCAAAUUUCCACAAAUUAAAGCACAUCCCUGGACAAAGGUAUUUAAACCCCGUACCUCCGCAGAGGCAAUUACCCUGUGCAGCCGACUCCUGGAGUACACUCCAGAUACUCGUCUAUCUCCGUUACAGGCCUGUGCAAACUCCUUUUUUGAUGAGCUGCGUGACCCUAACACACGACUUCCAAGUGGAAGGGAGCUGCCUCCAAUUUUCAACUUCAGCUCUGUUGAGCUCUCCAUACAGCCCUCGCUGAACUCCAUCCUCAUACCCCCCCAUCUACAGCUGUCACACUUGCAUGGUGAGGGAAGACCUGGAUCGGACAGACUCAAAACCAGUGAUGUGGCAGAAUUGAACACCUCCUGAGGAGUGCCUCGCCGCCCCUUUCCCGUCAAAUUAUCAGCACCAUUACCUUUCCUGCUCUCAUCAGGCAUUCACCUUGUAUUCCCUUGAUGGGGAGGUUGUGACAUGCAGGGAGCAAGACACGGGUUGUUUUAAUUGUCUUCAGUGCCCAUCUUAUAUCUUAGUCACUGGGUCAGCAACAGAAAGGAUAAAGUGAGCUCCCCAUAUAUUUAACCACUUAACUGUCAAGAGGGAACUGUCCUGAUGCAGAGCAACAUCUCUCUAUUAUGUAGAGUGCUUUCACUCACCUAUAGCUGUACAUUUUAUGAGCAAUUUGUUUCUCUCUGAAUCUCUUUAACGGAAAUCCGAUAUAACUUUAACCUUACCCACUAUUACCAUCCUUUUAAAGAAUUCAACAUGAGCCUCUUGUGGUAAGCACACAGUUUGCUGAAGGGAUGGACCAGGAGUAUAUACUCAGUGUUAUUUGUAGCAGCCUUUUAGAUGAUGAUGAUUUAAAUAUUUCAGGGUAGUGUUAUGGUAUUUAGGCCAGGUUUAUAAGCUGUAAAACCCAAAUCCAGUGGAAAAACGUUGUGAAAAAUAAGGUUUGAGCAGGGGUAUAGUUUUGACAAUCUCCCAAAUUAUAUUAAACCUUGUACAUGCUAAACCUUAUUUCAUUAUAAAAUUACUCCAAUCACAGCAGUGAAUUAAGUAAACCUUAUUCAAUCUACAUUGGGCAAUUUAUAUAGCUUCCCCUCCUCGUAAGUCCUGUUGGAGCAAUCUUGCACUGUAGUGAGUUGCAGACAUAGUCUUUUGCAUGUUUGUGUAUGCACAAGUACAUGCCUUUUAUCUGGGUAGCAGUAUAAUCGCCCUGUUUUGCUCAUCAAAACUGCACUUAUUUUGCCUAGCCGUAAUGUUUCUGUCCACACUGGGGGGUGGGGGGAAUGAACAUGACAAGUAAUUCUACUAUAUUUAUAGGAUUUAUUGUAUGUUCCUGUUAUAUUAAAGGGACACUUAACCCAAAUGUUUUCUUUUGUGAUUCAGAUAGAGCAUGCAAUUUUAAGCAACUUAAUAAUUUACUCCUAUUUUUUCUUCUUUUGCGGUCUUUAUUUGAAAAAGGCAUCUAAGCUAAGGAGCCAGGCAAUAAUUAGGUUUAGAUCCCUGGACAGCACUCGUUUAUUGGUGGGUGAAUUUAUCCACCAAUCGGCAAGAACAACCCAGGUUGUUCACCAAAAAUGGGCCAGCUUCUAAACUUAGUCUUGCUUUUCAAAUAAAGAUACCAAGAGAAAGGAAAAAAAAAUUGCUAAUAGGAGUAAAUUAGAAAGUUGCUUAAAACUGCAUGCUCUAUCUGGAUCACGAAAGAGAAAAUUUGGGUUCAGUGUCCCUUUAAGCUCAUAGCAUGAACAUUUUGAUACAGAUGAAGUCACUUAGAGUGUUUUCUUUAUGCGCAUGAACUGUAUUUGCAUCUGCUCUAACAAUUAAAAGUUAAGUAGGCCUAAUGGUUUUUUUUUUCUUUAAUAUAUUGAACUGAUGUAGAAGUAAAACUAUUAUCACUGCUUUUACAAUACAUAAACAUUAACUCUUUCUACAGACAGAUGACUUCUGAAUCUAGAUCAAGCAAUCUGAGAAAGUAUGACAAAUUUGUGUCCUGGCUUUAUUAUUGGUUAUAUUUUAUAGAAAGGACAUGAGUCUAGGGGCAGAGGUACCUAUACUCUUUUAGAAUUGCAAAAGCAGUAUACUAAACUUUUACAUUCAUAGCAUUGCUGAUACUGCAGUGAUUUAUUUUUUUAUAUACAAACACACAAGUACACACAUAAUCACUCAUUUUGCAGUAUAUAGUUAAUACCCCUUCCAGCUAUGGCUUUAAACAAGUUACUUUUACUAAACAGCCAGUGUGAAGACUAAAUCAGUAAGUGCCCCUUCCCAUACAAUAUUGUUUCUUUGUCCUGCAACAUCGCCCCAAAAAAAUAUUCUAAAUUUUGCAUGCUAGGAAAGGUUCAUCCUAUGGUUUUCAUAAAAAAACAAUACAACUUAUAAAUGGAAGGUCAAUUUUUUAAAUUUGAGAAAAAAAAAAAAGCCAUGCUUGAAAUACAAAAAAGCAACAUGUUGCUUCUAAUAUUUUCUUAACAAUGUGCCUCGUUACCAGAUGCAAGCAUAGUUUGUGUGUAUUAGUGAAGUUCUAUAAAUUUAUAUCUUCUCUGUGUGACUCCAUUUGCCACAAGCUAUUCAGUGCACCCUGAACAUCCUAUAAAGGGGUGCUGGUGCAUUUUUAAUAUAUAUAUAUAUAUAUAUAUUUUUUUUUUUUUUUUUGAGUAAUUGGGAUUGCUCCUGACAACUACUUCAGGUCAUAUUUAGUCUGAAGCUCCCCUGAGUGCUGCUAGUCUGGCAUGAUAACCAGUAUUUGCUUCAUUUUCCAAGGAGAAUUGCCCAUAAUAGUGCUCUCCAUGCUUCCAACUCCAGGGGUUAGUGCAAGUUUCUUUUGGCAGUUAAAAGAUGAAUAUAGGGGGUUCUUGAAGCUUGAUUAACACCUUUUUAUCCCCAAUCUUUUAACUCCCCCCCCCAAAAAAAAGAUAUUUUAGUUGAUUUUAUGUCAAUUUUUAUUGUUUCUGGGUCGGAUUUUGAAUUUUAUUUUCCUUUUGUAAAUAUAUAUAUUUAGAUUUUUUUUUUUCUCAUUCUACAAAUUCUUUUAACUGAGAAAAUGUAGCUGAUAAUUUCUUUGUAAAUAUGUUCAUUUUUUUUCUUAAUGAAAAUGUUGAGGUCCUUCCUAUUUCCCUUACCUUUCAAAGCCCUUUUUUAAAAAAAAAACAUUUUAUUUACCCUCCCCUCUCCUUUUUAUUCCUGUUUUAGAAUCAAGAAGUGAAUACUGUAUUGUUGUUAGAAGCAAAACAAAAACCAGAAUGUAGUUUGCUAGGAGCCCAGCUUCUUGUUUAUCUGGGUUGUUCUGGUUUCUGAAAGUGUACAGCGAUCUUCAAUAAAUUAUUGGCAUGAAAA
Bombina bombina (fire-bellied toad) is the source of this 4597-nucleotide messenger RNA. It is a transcript of the gene GSK3A, whose product is annotated as glycogen synthase kinase 3 alpha. The transcript has 11 exons. Gene Ontology annotation, cellular component: axon; cytoplasm; cytosol. Gene Ontology annotation, biological process: insulin receptor signaling pathway; regulation of neuron projection development; extrinsic apoptotic signaling pathway in absence of ligand. The record is from RefSeq and is a predicted model, not a curated record. Bases 359 to 1633 code for a protein of 424 amino acids. Lineage: Eukaryota; Metazoa; Chordata; Amphibia; Anura; Bombinatoridae. Gene Ontology annotation, molecular function: ATP binding; protein serine/threonine kinase activity.